AUGGGACGAUUUUGUAAGCUCUUGAUAGCUGCCUGCCUCGGGCAUUGUAUUCAGGACAGCCUUGCCUCUAAAUCUAAUCUUCAUGAUAGAAGAAAACAGGUUCUAGAAUGGCUGUCGGAACAACAACAAGAAGGUUUCUAUUUCAACGGGAAACUUUCGCUACAGGAUGGCAGGAUCAUUGCGAAUCGAAAUGUGGAGGCCGACGAAGUUCUCAUGGAAAUUCCAAGGUCAGCGGUGUUGAGUGUAGAAUCAGACUAUGAGGAAGGAAAUACCUUAUGUAUGCUCUACAACGCGCUGGUACGAGAAUUGGACCUGAAGGGUUCAUCAAAUUAUGUGGUAUAUUUGCAGCAGCUUAAAGAAGAGCAGGCCUCAGACAUUAACCUGCCGUCACUCUGGUCAAAUACAGGACAGCGGCUCCUAGAACUUGUCAGUAUGACAUAUCCUAUGAAUAAGAUAACUUCUGUGCUUGAGGACUACUCACACUGUAUUGAUGGCUUGCAAAAGGAGGAAAAAAUCAAGACAGAUGAAGUGCGAGACGAAUUUGGAAUUUACAAUGGAGAACAGCACGAUAAUCGUGCUGUGGAAGAGACACCAGAGGAAAAGACACAAAAACUCAAUCUAGCUCUUGCAGUGAAACAUCAUAUUGACCGGAAGUUAAUGGUCCCUCUGUACGAUCAGCUUGAGCAUCACCAUCUCAACUUCAAUGCGAAGCAUCAGAUCUUGAAAGAUAAGACCGUCAGAAUUGUAGCCGUUAGAAAUAUCGCUGCCGGUGAAGCACUUUUUCGACCUAGCAUGGGAUGUCUCGAAGACUGCCGCGACUUUGCGAUUGCCAAUUUCAUUGAAACUUUCAAGAACUAUGGAGAAGUUCAAAACUACCCUCAUUUGUGGACCUUUGGAGCCGGUAUUUCUUUGAUUUAUCAUGGCACCUACGAGGGAGAAAAGCGGAGUCGUCCAGCAGCGGUUGGAAACAUUGAAUGGAUUGAACCGCCAAAAUAUGAGUCUCAGAUAGCGCUGAUGGCAAAGGAACAUAGCGCCCAGAGAAUUGAGUACAUUGAAGAGGUUAUUCCAUCGCGUGAGUCUGUUGAUGAAAGAGAAUGGCUGCAAAUAAACAAGUAUUGCCAUGGGCUGAUGGAUGUAUUGAAUGAUAUCGUUGUUGAGGGAAGUAAACUGGACUUGAUUUCGGAAGAAGAAGAAGAGUAUGACAGCGAAGAUGAAGACAGCGAGGCUGAGGAAGACGAAGAAGGAGAUAGUGACGGUGAUGGUGAAGAGAGGGAUACUGCAGAUUACUUGGGUGCUGGUAUCAGUUCAGAAGCUCGAGAGAUAGCAUCGCGCCUUGGCAAUAGCAAAGAGGACGGGUAUCCGUGGAUGGUCAAAGGAUGCGACCUUUCCGAAGACUGCACUCUUGAUGAUAUUGAAGACUCCAGGGAAUGUGGAGAGGAGUACGAAUUCGAUGCAUACCGUAAUGAAACGGAAUGGGUUCUCAUGCGUAGCGCUUACAUUGCUGUUGUUGGACCUCAGAAAGCCACUCUGAAAUUGACGUAUGGCUCUGGAAUCAAGGUGCCUUUCAGGGUCGGUCACUCACCAGGGCGUGGAAGAGGGGUAUUUGCAACCGCUGAUAUUCCGAAGGGGACGCUUGUAUGGCAAGCCGAUUUUACUGCAACGUUUACGCAAGGGGAACAGUUCCGCAAGUUCUUGUCAGUGUUGCCAGAUGACAUGGUAUGCGACCUUAUUAUGUGGUGCUAUACUGCGGUGAGGACGGGCGGUGAAAAUGUCAUUGAUUGUGAUCUUGACGAAGGGUCACUCUUCAAUUCAUAUGACGAGCUGUCCGAGUACAAUCUUGGCAACCAGAAAGUAUCAUUUGCCAAUAGCGAUCUUGAUUCUGCCUUUGCAAUGAGAGAUAUCCAGGCUGGAGAAGAAUUCAUUACAGCAUAUGAUGAGUUCGACACUGAAAAGUACAACUCAUUUGGACUGUAG
This is a messenger RNA of Cylindrotheca closterium, 1974 nucleotides long. The record is from the annotation of a GenBank genome assembly. NCBI's taxonomy places the organism in Eukaryota, Bacillariophyta, Bacillariophyceae, Bacillariales, Bacillariaceae.